This is a messenger RNA of Carcharodon carcharias (great white shark), 3920 nucleotides long. RefSeq names its product solute carrier family 30 member 7 (gene slc30a7). Gene Ontology annotation, biological process: zinc ion transport; transmembrane transport; intracellular zinc ion homeostasis. Bases 2 to 1255 code for a protein of 417 amino acids. Gene Ontology annotation, cellular component: Golgi apparatus; membrane. Gene Ontology annotation, molecular function: zinc ion transmembrane transporter activity. The transcript is spliced from 11 exons. Lineage: Eukaryota; Metazoa; Chordata; Chondrichthyes; Lamniformes; Lamnidae. The record is from RefSeq and is a predicted model, not a curated record.
UAUGGCACUGACCGGAAGUUGCGGCAAGCAGCGAGAGUCAGUGCAGUUGCCGUGGAGCGGCGGCCGCGGCCUCGACUUUACCAUGUUACCCCUCUCCAUAAAGGACGAUGAGUACAAGCCGCCCCGCCUCAAUCUGCUGCGCAAGGUCUCAGGCUGGUUCAGGUCCAUCCUGUCGGACUCCACAUCCCGGAACCUCUUCUUCUUUCUGAUGCUGAACCUCUCCUUCGCUUUCGUCGAGCUGCUGUACGGGAUCUGGAGCAACAGUUUAGGUCUCAUUUCAGACUCGUUCCACAUGUUCUUUGACUGUACAGCUCUUCUGGCUGGACUGGCAGCAUCUGUGAUCUCCAGAUGGAGGUCGAAUGAUACCUUUUCCUAUGGAUAUGUGCGAGCAGAAGUUUUGGCUGGAUUUGUGAAUGGAUUAUUUCUGAUCUUCACAGCCUUCUUCAUUUUCUCAGAAGGAAUAGAGAGAGCCCUGGAACCCCCUGAAGUACAUCACGACCGGCUGCUGUCUAUUUCUGUGCUUGGGUUUCUUGUGAAUUUGGUUGGCAUUUUUGUAUUUAAACACGGUGGCCAUGGACAUUCUCAUGAUGGUGGUCAUGGCCAUAGUCACUCGCUCUUCAAUGGAGGAAUUCCUGGACUGAAUCACGGACACAGUCAUGGAGAGCAUGGGCACGGUCACGGAGAGCACGGGCACAGUCACGGACACAAAUCUUUACAUAGCCAUGAUCACAGCCAUGGGCAUGGGCAUUCACAUUCUCAGGAGCACCAUCAUGAAGAUUACCAGUGUGAUACACUACAAGCAAAAGGAUCCAAUAAACAGAUUUUAGAAGGAGUUUUUCUGCAUAUUGUAGCAGACACACUUGGCAGUAUAGGUGUAAUAAUAUCUGCCCUUCUGAUGCAAAACUAUGGCCUUAUGAUAGCAGAUCCUAUCUGCUCUAUGUUGAUUUCUUUCCUUAUAGGAAUAAGUGUUAUUCCACUCUUAAAGCAAUCCAUUGGGAUUUUAAUGCAACGCACUCCUCCAUCUUUGGAUCACAUGCUGCCCCAGUGCUACCAGCGGGUUCAACACUUGCAAGGAGUUUAUAGUAUAAUUGAUCCCCACUUCUGGACCUUGUGUAGUGAAGUUUACAUUGGCACGGUAAAGCUUCUGGUAGCGCCCGAUGCAGAUGCACGAUGGAUUUUGAGUCAAACUCAUAGCAUUUUCACUCAGGUAGGAGUAAGGCAGCUUUACGUCCAGAUUGACUUUGCAGCUCUGUAAAGUUGUCUAAAAACACAUGGGUCCAAAACCCUGGUGCUGGGAUCAGGGAAUAGAAUUAACUGCUGUUGGGUCGUUGGAUUGAAACACCACCACUAUACAGUGCACUUGAAUGUGGACAGAGCACUAUUUAUUUGCAUCCGUGGAAGGUUCUCUUCAAAGGAGUCAAGGAAUAGUGAAUUAAUCUGAAUAGUCACUACCUGCUAGAUCUGGAGCCACCUUUAUGUCAAGGCCUAAAGUGUCUUAUUUCAUCAUGACUUCACCAAGGAAUUAUAACUGAGUCGGUGUUUUGUAUGAUGAGCCAAACAUUGUGGUUGUAUAAUCCUACAUCCUAUUUAGCAGAUGUAUUCCCACGUUUCAUUCUAUUCCUGUUCUUGUAAAUAUUGUUGACCUGACUAUCAUUCUGCUAUGUGCUAAUUAUUUUCUAAUUGGUUGUACGCUAUACAGGUUGAAUGAAAUGAACCAUAUUCAGUUUCUGAAGUGCCUUUUUACAGUGGACAAGAAUUAAUAUUUGAAGGAUGGAAGGUGGAUACUGGACACAUUGGGAGAAAUUUGAUAAUCAUUGACCAGCAGUGUACAUCAUGGUGACCAGCGUGGUUCUAUGGAUUUUAAUAGUUUUUUUUUAGGUGGGAUGUUAAGGAACCUAUCCUUUUUUUGUAGUAGUGGGAUACAGAUCAAUAGCUUAUUCUCAACAUUACCCUUUGUCUUGCUGUCCAUUAUAUGCUGCUGGACAUAAAGAAAUUCCACUUUCAUCAUGGCAAUUUUGCACACAGGUGACUAUGUGUGUUCAUCUGGAUUGGGCUGGGGUUGAAAUCGUACAGUACAGCAAAGGAUCCAUGCAGAGGUUGCACAGAUAGACGUGGAUCUCAUCAAAACAAAUAUUCUGUCAUAAAAUGUUAACAGUAUUUUUUCUUAAUUAUACUGUCCCAACUCCUCCUUUGGUCCUGGUUGUUUGCAAAUGAUCUGAUCUUGGGUGAAAUUCAGUAAAACUACAGAUGUAAACACCGAGCUUUAUUAGUUGCUUAUACAAAGGCGAAAUAGUGCCGAUGCUGGAAACCUGAACUAUAAACAGGAAAUGCUGGAAAUACUCAGCAGGCCAGGCAGCAUCUGUGGAGAUAGAAAUCGUGUUCAUGUUUUAAGCCGGAGACCUUUCAUCAGAAAAAGCUGUUGCCUGCUCUACUUCACCUUCUCAGCCUUUUUUGUUUAUGUUUAUAAAUUGCUUAGCUGACCUUAGAAGAUUCAAAGAGGGACGUUUAUGAUGUCAGUAGCUUGCUAGAAGGAUGAGCUUGUUGUGAGUUGAUUCGUUUAGCAAAUGGUUUCUCAUUAUUGUUUGUGCUGGGCCAGUUGAAACAGGUGUUGUAGACCAACCAAGUUUGCUAUCAAACAAGAAACUGGAUAAUCUGAUUUCUUUAACAAUAAAUUGUUACAUUAAUGAGGCUGCAGGAAAACUGUGAUUCUAAUGGAACUUUAACAUGGAGUUCAUUAAGUUGCAGAGUAAUGAUGAGAAGGCUAACAAAUAAUCAGUACACAGUGGCACAUCAGGAGAAAUUGCCCACAGUCAUUUUGCCUGUAUAAUAUUGACUUGUAUUAAGACAGAAUUCCACUAGUGUCAAUGAUAGGAUAGUGUGCAAAGCAAAAGACUGCAAUCUGGUUGCAUUUUAGAAAAUAGAUAAAAGAUUUUAUUUUGUUUUAGCUGUUUCAGCAGUGAGCAGAAUCUACUUUUGUAAAUUAUUGGAAUUCAUCUAGCAAUGAAGCUGUUUGGUUAAAUCAGCUGCGUAGGGAAAUUAAUUUGGAAUAUGAUACAGUAUCUUGCAACGGUUGCCAAACUGCAUUGUCCAAAGCAAAUGUUUACAGCUUGGAAACCUUAGUAUGAUUGAAAUGUUUACACACGCAAGCUGUAAUCAAAUCCUGUGUUUCUGUGCAGGAUAAAAUGAUGGUACUGCACAGACAUUCCCUUCUCCCUCCCCCUCCCCAGAUGCUAUCUGUAAAACAAUUAUGUGGUUUGCUUCAGUUCACGUCAUUCCAGGUCUGUAUCUCUCAAUCCACACGCUACAGUACGUGUUCACUUCCCAAAAUGUGUGAGUAACUAAUGUACAGGGCAAGUUUAUCUGAUAAACUUCAAUAAAUAAAUACUUCUGCAUCAAAGCAAAAGUAUUUAUAUUGCGUUGGUAGGGAAGUUUUGCUGUUCACUUUAAACAAAAUAGUCACUCUGUUGGCUGUAUAAUGCAUUGUUGCUGCUUCUGGGAACAUUUUCAACAUUAAAUCAAAGGGGUUCUUUGUUCUGUACCAAGCCUUUGCCUCUCCCCAUAAAUUAAUUGGGCAUUUGAGGAGAGAAGAGAGUUGUAUUAUUUUGUUUAAAAAAUAUGGUUGUCAGACUGUAGAAAUCUUUUGCAGUUUAACGGCUUUGAACAGGACUUUCUGAAAUCCCACUUGUAGGCCUUGAGCUGUCUUUCUAGUUGAUUUUAAAAAUCAUUCUAGAUUAAUCUCUUUUCAGAAGAUCGAGAGAUUACAUUACAGUAUUUUUAAUAAUUUGAAACAGACUUGUAAAUGUCACCAAAGCAAUUUUAAGUACGCACAACUAUGAAAUAAAGUCUCUACAGUAAAUUGUCUUAUCAAACAACUUGCCUGACUUACAGAAAUAUGCAUAAUAAAUAUUUUGACAACGACA